AAAUGUCAGCAUACAUUAGCAGAAUUGUGUGUUAAGAAGGGGUACGUAGUUUCUGGUAUUUUCUGGAAAAAAGUAUCGUUUAAUUCUCGUUAUACGUGUGCAAAACGUCUUGUAAUAUCUUACUACAUUUCCACAAUGGCAGAGGUGUCUCAGUUAAAAGAAAAGGGAAAUGCUGCUUUAGCAGAAAAUAAAUUCGAUGAGGCGAUUAAAUAUUAUACCGAAGGCAUUAACCUCGAUAGCACCAACCAUGUUUUAUAUUCAAAUAGAUCAGCUGCUUAUGCAAAGGCAGGAAAAUACGAUUUAGCAUUGCAAGAUGCUGAAAAAACAGUACAAAUAAAACCAGAUUGGGGUAAAGGAUAUUCUCGAAAAGGAUCGGCCUUGGCCUAUCUGGGUAGAAUUGAUGAGGCUAUAGAAACAUAUGAGAAAGGUCUUCAGCUCGAUCCUAAUAAUGCCCAGUUAAGAGAUGGUUUAGCUGAAGUUAGAGCACAAAAAGCUAGCCGUUUGGGGAACCUAAGAAAUCCAUUUGCUGGUCCUGAAGUAAUAAUGAAAUUAAGAAGUGAUCCUAGAACAAGGGGUUAUCUUGAUGAUCCUAGUUACAUGGCUCUAUUACAGCAGCUACAAGCAAAUCCAAAUGCUUUAGCUCAAAAUUUCCAAGAUCCUCGUGUUCUUACAACUUUAGGUGUACUGAUGGGUAUUGAUUUAAGUCAGGAUGAACCUAUGGAAACAGAACCCAUUAAUCCAGAGCCAUCCAAAAAUCCCGAACCUGAACAAAAAAAAGAAGCAGAAACUGACUUGCCAGAUGACAAGAAACUUGCAAAAGCAGAAAAGGAAAGGGGCAAUGAAUUUUAUAAGAAAAAGGAAUUUGCCAAGGCCAUAGAAUGUUACAAGAAGGCUCUUGAACAUGAUCCUACAGAUAUAACAUUUUACAAUAACUUAGCUGCUGUGUAUUUUGAACAGAAAGAUUAUCCCAAGUGCAUUGAAAUUUGUCAACAAGGAAUAGAGGUUGGAAGAGAGAACAGAGCUGAUUUUACAUUGAUAGCAAAGGCAUUUGUUAGAAUAGGAAAUGCCUACAAGAAACUAAAAGAUUGGCAAAAUGCCAAGAUCAAUUUUGAAAAGGCAAUGUCAGAACACAGAACACCUGAAACCAAAACACUUAUUUCAGACUUGGAAAAGAUUAUUAGAGAGGAGGAAAGAAAAGCAUACAUUGACCCAGAAAAAGCUGAAGAAGAAAAGGAAAAAGGUAAUGAAUUAUUUAAAAAAGGAGAUUAUGCCACUGCUGUUAAACAUUAUACUGAAGCCAUCAAAAGAAACCCAGAUGACGCAAAACUUUACAGCAAUAGAGCUGCAUGUUAUACAAAAUUAGCAGCAUUCGAUUUAGGCCUUAAAGAUUGUGAAAAGUGUACGGAACUUGAUCCCAAAUUCAUCAAAGGAUGGAUUAGAAAGGGCACAAUCUUACAUGGAAUGCAUCAAUCUUCAAAAGCGAUCUCAGCAUUUCAAAAGGCUUUAGAAUUGGAUCCUAACAAUGCAGAGGCACUUCAGGGUUACCGUCAGUGUACUUUGGACAGUACUGGUGGUGAUCCAGAAAAAAUUAGACAGCGCGCCAUGCAAGAUCCCGAGGUUCAGUCGAUUUUGCGGGAUCCGGCGAUGAGAAUGAUAUUAGAACAGAUGCAAAAUGAUCCGAAAGCCCUUCAAGACCACUUAAAGAACCCUGAUAUAGCAGCAAAAAUUCAGAAACUUUUAGAAUCUGGUUUAAUAGCUAUUCAUUAACUGAGCUGUUAUAGAAUCGUUCGUUCGAUUUUUUGUAUGGCUUAACAAUUUUGAAAAUUUAAUUGUAAGUGUUCCAUUAUUUCACAUUAGACUAAUUCAUAUUUAUAUAAGUAAACAAUAUGUAGCACUAAAUGGUCUUUUAUUUCGUCAAAUAAAUAUUAAGGUAACCACUUAAUUACUUACAAUUAGUUUUUAUUACUCUACCAGCUACCACCCAAAAGUACGUGUGCUUAAGAUUAGUUUAAAAUAAUAAAAGUACGUUAUUGUUGGUAAAAUACAAUUAAGUUUUCUGCCUAAUGUGGUUGCAUUUGAAAGCAAUAGCCAAGAAAUCAUUAAUUACGCGUGAUGUUACUUAUUGUUUACUUAUUUUAAUUAAAUAGUUGAAAAUGAUAAAAGUAAGUUAGUGGCAAAAUGAGUCGCAAUAAUCUACCAUUGUUGGCUUUGAUUACAAUAAUAAACUUUAAUUAUAAAUUGUACUCACCAGUUCGUCGAUCUCUAUUAUGAUUAGUAAUUUGCAGUUAAUUUAUGUUAACUUUGAAAUUAUCACAUGUGAACUAAUUCUGUACGUUUAUUUUAACAUAAUUUUGAAAAACACCUUUCCACGUUCACUGUCAAAAUCACAACAAUGGAAAUAGAAACUAGCAUCCUCCCGCAUCUAUAUAAUUGUUUCCGUUACCAACACAGAAAUAAUAUAUUAGUAAUUCUUGA
Molecule: messenger RNA, 2475 nt
Organism: Agrilus planipennis (emerald ash borer)
Lineage: Eukaryota; Metazoa; Arthropoda; Insecta; Coleoptera; Buprestidae
Gene: Stip1
Product: stress-induced-phosphoprotein 1
Exons: 4
Coding region: 136-1767 (543 amino acids)
Molecular function (GO): Hsp90 protein binding
Source: RefSeq, a predicted model, not a curated record